Messenger RNA from Medicago truncatula (barrel medic), 822 nucleotides. RefSeq lists its product as uncharacterized. The coding region runs from base 1 to 822 and encodes 273 amino acids. NCBI's taxonomy places the organism in Eukaryota, Viridiplantae, Streptophyta, Magnoliopsida, Fabales, Fabaceae. The record is from RefSeq and is a predicted model, not a curated record. The transcript is spliced from 3 exons.
AUGACUAAGGGAGACUGUGAUAAAAACCCAUCACACUCCUCCUCCACUGUUUCCAUCAAGCUAGAAACAACGGACUCUCCUCGCUCUGAUCAUUCAGAGUACUCGGAAUCUUCCUCCAUAGACAUCAUUGAUGAUGGUAUCAAUCGUCCAGGAUACUGCCGGCGUCCUUGGAGGUAUCAAUCUAGUAAUGUUGAAGAAAAAGGUUUAGGUUAUGAUAAUGGAGAUGAUAAAUGUAUUUGCUGGGGUUGUCAUGGAAUCUCUUCUUUCUGUUUUUAUUUCUCUGCUGUAUUUGCUGCGGUUGUCAUUCCCUUGUUGGUUAUUUGGGCUGUAAGUAGACAAAAACCUGACCUAUUCCUCGAGAGUAUAACAUUUGAUAGAUAUUCUAUUGAAGAGGGCAUCGAUCACUAUGGAUUUAACACUUCCAUGGUGACCACAAAUUCCUCUUUGAAACUGACUUUUACAAAUACUGCAACAUUUUCUGGAAUUCAUGUUACAUCAAUUCCAUUGGAGAUGAAAAAUUACAAUCAACUUCCAAUAGCCACCGGAAAUAUACCUAAUUUUUAUCAACGAAGAAAAAGUGCGAGAUCUAUUGACGUGAAGGUUGAAGGAAGUCAAAUUCCAGUGCAUAUAGCACCAGAUGAUUAUGUUUUAGGUGAAUCAAUACCUUUGACAUUGAACAUGAUAGUGAAUUCAAAGGCUAAUGUGUUAUGGAUAUUGGUGACACACAAGUUCAACAUGAAUAUAGAGUGUUCUUUAUAUAUGGAUACAAAGAAGAUGGGUGUGCCCAUUCCUCUAACCAAUACAUGCAAAACUUUCGAUUAG